Messenger RNA from Penicillium cosmopolitanum, 282 nucleotides. RefSeq lists its product as uncharacterized. The transcript has a single exon. The coding region runs from base 1 to 282 and encodes 93 amino acids. Lineage: Eukaryota; Fungi; Ascomycota; Eurotiomycetes; Eurotiales; Aspergillaceae. The record is from RefSeq and is a predicted model, not a curated record.
AUGGCGAUCAACCAGGUGAAUAUCCAACGCGCAAUCUUCCCAAUAAUCUCAUAUGUCGCUCCGCACGCCAUGCAUGAAACACUCCCCAAGGCACAGAUUUCUAGUGACGAUAGAGUUUGGGAGAUGACUGAUGCGCACAUGCAAGGGGGUGGCUAUUUUGACAAGGAACAGGACUUGGAGUACUCCAAGGCCACACAGGCAGCUCCUACGAACAAUUGUAUUGGUUUGAGCUGGACCGGGACUGGACUGUAUUGGACUGGAUUCCUGGUGCCUGGAUUUUAA